Gadus morhua (Atlantic cod) is the source of this 2255-nucleotide messenger RNA. RefSeq names its product SRY-box transcription factor 2 (gene sox2). Gene Ontology annotation, biological process: positive regulation of transcription by RNA polymerase II; brain development; negative regulation of transcription by RNA polymerase II. The coding region runs from base 413 to 1381 and encodes 322 amino acids. The transcript has a single exon. The record is from RefSeq and is a predicted model, not a curated record. Gene Ontology annotation, molecular function: RNA polymerase II cis-regulatory region sequence-specific DNA binding; DNA-binding transcription activator activity, RNA polymerase II-specific. NCBI's taxonomy places the organism in Eukaryota, Metazoa, Chordata, Actinopteri, Gadiformes, Gadidae. Gene Ontology annotation, cellular component: nucleus.
GAACAUUUAUUCACUGACAGCCCCAUCACAUGAAUGGUUGUCUAUUAACUUGUUCAAAAACUAUCUGGAGUUGUCAAGGCUCCGGCGAAGAGGAGCAGAAGUAGUUUGUUGAUUCUUUUUCGGAGAAGCGACAGGAGAAGUUUGUGGACACAACAUAGCAGGGACCUAUUGGGAGAAAGCUCUCUCUCUCUCUCUGUCUCUCUCUCUCUUUCACACACACACACACACACACACACACACCCUGCGACGGAGUGUGGGAGAAACGGUUUGUUGAAUGUUGUUUUUGCAGUGAAAAGUUCCUGAGAAAUCGACCAGUAACUUUACCAGCGGCCUCAGCUCUCCUGUCUCUUCUGGCUUUUUGAGGUUUUCUUAUUUUUCUCGAUUUUUGGGAGUUCCGAGAGAGGCGGUGGUGAUGUAUAACAUGAUGGAGACCGAGCUGAAGCCCCCUGUCCCCCAGACCAACACAGGGGGCACGGGCAACACCAACACGUCCGGCAACGGGACGAACCAGAAGAACAGUCCGGACCGGGUCAAGAGACCCAUGAACGCCUUCAUGGUGUGGUCGAGGGGCCAAAGGCGGAAGAUGGCGCAGGAGAACCCAAAAAUGCACAACUCGGAGAUUAGCAAGAGACUGGGCGCCGAGUGGAAACUUCUGUCAGAGAGCGAGAAGAGACCUUUCAUUGACGAAGCCAAGAGACUGCGGGCACUCCACAUGAAAGAGCAUCCGGAUUACAAAUACCGUCCCCGGCGGAAAACCAAGACCCUGAUGAAGAAGGACAAGUACACCCUGCCCGGCGGUCUGCUGGCCCCCGGAGGAAACGGGAUGGGUGGUGGGGUCGGUGUCGGCGUGGGAGGCGGUCUGGGCGGCGGUGUGAACCAGCGGAUGGACAGCUACGCGGCGCACAUGAACGGCUGGACGAACGCUGGCUACGGCAUGAUGCAGGAGCAGCUGAGCUACCAGCACCCCGGGCUGAACGCGCACAACGCCGGCCAGAUGCAGUCCAUGCACCGCUACGACAUGAGCGCGCUGCAGUACAACACGAUGAGCAGCUCCCAGAGCUACAUGAACGGUUCCCCCACCUACUCCAUGUCUUACGCACAGCAACCCACGCCGGGGAUGACGGCUCUGGGCUCCAUGGGGCCUUCCUCGGUGGUGAAGUCCGAGUCUAGUUCUUCAAGUCCCCCCGUGGUCACCUCCUCGUCCCACAGGGCUGCCCCGGGGUGCCAAAGCGGGGAUCUGAGGGACAUGAUCAGUAUGUACUUGCCCGGGGCGGAGGUGAGCGAGCAGACAGCCCAGACAAGGCUACACAUGUCCGGGCAUUACCAGAGCGCCGUGCCCGGCUCAACGAUCAACGGCACGAUGCCCCUAACACACAUGUAACACACAUGGAAGAGCCAGAGACACAAAGACAAAAACAAGAAAAAAAAACUACAGAAAACAACGGACAUUUUUAAGAGAAAGUUGGACUACUACGCUGGACUAUUUUUGUACAGAAAAAAAAUCGGGAUGGGAAAAGUUGUAAAGAAGUCUCAAGGAGAAGUACCCAGGACUCUUUCUUUGCUUUGGUUAUUUUACAGAAGCGUCAGACGAGCCGCAGGAGCCCGCGGCUGAAGGGAUCUCCUCUUCACUGAAGAGAAAGUGGGAGUCGCAAUCAAAUGUUUUAUUAUUGCAAUCACAUUUUGUACAGUAUUUAUCGAAGAAACAUUACAAUCAGAUGAAAUUGUUGAACUGCAAGAGGUUACAUUUUUAUGAAACGUCAGUUCUGCAGAAAAAAUAAUGAUAAUUGGAAGAAGCGAUUAGGCGUCUUUAUUAGGCCGCUGCAGACUGGAGAGGGAAGGGAAAGAUAAACCAAGCAGGUAAAAAUACUUUUACUUUAAGGUCAAUAACAGAAACAUUUUAAUUUCAUUCAAAAAAAUGCUAAAUUGCCUUUUCCCUCAGUGCUUAAACAUAGGUUAAUUUAUAUUCCGUCUCCCACUUUUCAUAUGUUAGAGGUAUGACGCUUGUGCUCUUUAUUUUUAAUGAUUUGUACAAUUUCUGUAUAUUUACUGUGAUAUUUUAAGUUUUUAUUUCCAAUUCCAUUCCCGUAGUUGUAUUUUAAAAUGGUGGUCUCUUACGCAGGACCAAACCUCUCCAUGUAUAUAUAAAUAUAUAAACUGGAACUAAUACCAUCCUUAUAACAGAUACAAUUUCAGCUGAGUUUUUCGUCAAUAUGCAGUUUGAAAUGAAUAAAUUUUGGAAAUUUGGAUACUUCAAA